Messenger RNA from Cucurbita maxima (winter squash), 3451 nucleotides. RefSeq names its product lysine-specific histone demethylase 1 homolog 2. Bases 527 to 3040 code for a protein of 837 amino acids. The record is from RefSeq and is a predicted model, not a curated record. The transcript has 2 exons. NCBI's taxonomy places the organism in Eukaryota, Viridiplantae, Streptophyta, Magnoliopsida, Cucurbitales, Cucurbitaceae. Gene Ontology annotation, molecular function: oxidoreductase activity; protein binding.
CUCGUUUCUACCCAAAACCCUAAUUUCUCCUUUCUUCUCCGCUAAUCCUUGGCCUUAAACCCAUGCAGGCGAGUUGCCCUAAUUGUGUUCGUCGAUUCCAUUUCUGAUUUAGGUCUGCAAUUUGGCGAAUUUCCACUCCCACAUUGGCUUGGCUUUAUUGAGAUACGUUUUCUUGCUUCUGUUCUUUUUUAAUUUCUUUGUUUACGUCUGGGGCUGUGAUUUUCUUUCGUCCAUCUCAAAGCUUCACGUCGAUUACGAGCAGUAUUUUGAGAAAUUCUACCAGCGGAAGUGGGAUUUACGUUUUCUUGGGGGGUUGCGUUGAAUGCUUAAAUACUCGAGAAAGGCGGUAAUGUUAUUUUUCAAAUUCUGAGGUCUCUCAUGGAGUUUCUCGAUAAUUGUGUGCUGAUUGAUUAGAAUUUGACUAAAUAUGUAAGGAGUAGUGAUCGAAACGAGGGUUCUUUUCUUGGUGCGAUUCUGGAGGUUAAAUGUUUAGACGGAUUGAAUUUUUUUAGCAACGUAUUGUUGAAUGAUGGAUAGCACCCCUGGUUUAGUUUUGAAGCGUUCCUUGCGUAAGAAAGCUACUUCGCGAAAUUAUGACGAGGAUUUAAUGGACGAGGUUAUAGAGCAGCAUUUAGGGGGUGUUUCGAAGAAGAAGAGCAAAACGGCAGAGGAUCUGGAGAAGGAGACUGAAGUUGAGGCUAUGAUAGCAUUAUCGGUUGGAUUCCCAAUUGAUGCGCUUCAUGAGGAGGAAAUCAAAGCUAGGGUGGUCACGAAAUUGGGUGGCAAAGAGCAGAACGAUUACAUUGUUGUUAGAAAUCAUAUCAUCGCGAGAUGGCGGGGUAACGUACGAAUGUGGCUGUCGAAAGGGCAGAUUAAAGAGAGUGUGAGCAGUGAGUAUGAACAUUUAAUUAGUAAGGCGUAUGAUUUCCUUCUGUACAAUGGAUAUAUAAACUUUGGGGUGACACCAACCUUUACAUCUCAAGUGGCAGAGGAGGCAUGUGAAGGAUCUGUGAUUGUUAUUGGUGCAGGUCUUGCCGGGUUGGCUGCAGCUCGGCAGUUAUUAUCGUUUGGUUUUAAGGUUGUUGUUUUGGAAGGUCGGAAUCGACCUGGUGGACGAGUUUAUACACAAAAGAUGGGUCUGGAGGGCAAAUUUGCUGCUGUGGAUCUUGGUGGUAGUGUCAUUACUGGUAUCCAUGCUAAUCCUCUUGGAGUUCUAGCUAGACAACUUUCCAUUCCACUUCAUAAGGUUAGAGAUAAUUGUCCAUUGUAUAAACCUGAUGGAACACUGAUUGAAAAAGAUACUGAUGCUAAGAUUGAGUAUAUUUUUAAUAAAUUGCUUGACAAAGUGACUGAACUGAGAAAGAUUAUGGGAGGAUUGGCUAAUAACAUUUCUCUUGGAACCGUUCUGGAAAAACUCAGGCAAUUGUAUGCUGUUGCUCAGAGCAAGGAUGAACGACAACUUCUCGAUUGGCAUCUAGCGAACUUGGAAUACGCAAAUGCAGGAUGUCUUUCGAAUUUGUCUGCUGUGCAUUGGGAUCAAGAUGAUCCUUAUGAAAUGGGCGGCGACCAUUGCUUUCUAGCAGGAGGUAAUUGGAGAUUGAUAAAAGCAUUAUGUGAAGGAGUUCCGAUAUUUUACGGGCAGGUUGUUGACACCGUUAAAUAUGGAAGUGACGGAGUAGAAGUAGUAGCUGGCGAUCAAGUGUUUCAAGCUGAUAUGGUUCUGUGCACGGUUCCGCUUGGGAUUCUGAAGCGAAAGCUUAUCAGAUUUGAACCGGAGUUACCUAAAAGGAAGGUGGCGGCGAUUGAGAGACUGGGUUUUGGAUUAUUGAAUAAAGUUGCAAUGGUGUUUCCUCAUGUUUUCUGGGGGGAAGACCUUGAUACAUUUGGAUGUCUUAGAGAGCAUUGCCAUCAGCGGGGGGAGUUCUUUUUGUUUUAUGGGUAUCAUACUGUUUCUGGAGGUGCAGUUCUUAUAGCUCUUGUUGCUGGAGAAGCUGCUGAAGCGUUUGAAUGCACAGAUCCAACUGUGUUGCUCCACAGGGUUCUUGGAAUUCUCAGAGGCAUAUUUAGCUCGAAAGGGGUUGACGUGCCGAAUCCAAUACAGACAAUAUGCACGAGAUGGGGCAACGAUCCAUUUUCCUAUGGCUCGUACUCUCACAUUCGAGUUGGGUCCACUGGCAGCGAUUAUGAUAUUCUUGCAGAGAGAGUGUGGAACAGAUUAUUUUUCGCCGGUGAGGCCACAACUAAGCAAUAUCCAGCCACCAUGCAUGGUGCCUUCUUGAGCGGGCUACGAGAAGCUUCAUGUAUUUACCAUGCAACUCGGGGACGAUCAAACCAUUCAAGGAAGUACAUGCCAAGAAAUCUGAGACAUGAUAUUCUGGUGGAUCUUUUCAGGAAUCCCGACAUUGAAGUUGGAAAUCUGUCCUUUAUUUUCGGUUCAUCGUUAGAUGGCGAAAAAUCAAUGGGGAUCAUGAAAAUCACAUUCAGGGACAAGGGAGAAAGUUCUAGCAUUGAAGAACUGGCAGAGGAUUGUGAAGAUCCCUCACAACAACAGCUGCUGCAGCUUUACACAAUUGUAUCCCGUGAACAGGCACGCGAGCUGCUACUCGCGAUCGAAGAGGAUGAAAGUAGACUUCCUUAUCUAGUGAAAGAGUUUGGCUUAAAGCUGAUGGGACCGAGUGCCUUGGCUAAUAUUGGUAACUCGUUGAUUUCUCGUAUUGUCGGUGCUCGAAGAGGCCGGGGUAGGAAUCGGCUGUCUGCUGGACCCCAACCCCAACCGCAAAUGCAACCACAACUGCCACCCCAAUCCCAACCACAGCCGCAACUGCCACCCCAAUCCCAAACUGAAGCACGACUGCAGCUGCAGCCCCAGCACGAACCACGACUGCAACCGCAGCCCCAGCCCCGGCCCCAGGCAGAACCACAAUUGCAAGCCCAGCCCCAGCUCCAACCCCAACCCAAACAGCAACUCCAGCCUCAAUCACAACUGCAGUUGCAACCCCAACAACCCGAACUACAGAUACGAUCACAGCCACAAAUCUAAUAUAUACUCUUCUUCUGCUGCUGAUUUAAGGAACCAACCUUGUUUUGGAAAUGGAAGUACCCAGAACAUGUGGGUACAUUGCAUGAAAGGGGUGCCACAAAUGGGCAUGCCUGUCCAUUCCCAGAUGACGAGUUGAACUAUAUAGCCCAAGGGAUGAUGAAUUGUUUAUUUCAUUGUUUCACGAUUUGGAAAACUGCCAUUUUUUUAGCCUCGCAAGGAUUGUUGGAAGCCUGAAGCAAACUGACAGUAAUAACAUGAUCAGAUGAUCAUGUGUAAACCUUUCGAGUAAAUCAUUGACUGUAAGACAUCGAUUUGAUGUCGAGUAGGAAACUGUAGUACUUAGAAUUCUUCCCUGUAGUUCUUGUAGUUCAAUACAACUUUAUGGUUUUACUACACAUUUUGUAUCUGUAA